Molecule: messenger RNA, 1125 nt
Organism: Lolium perenne
Lineage: Eukaryota; Viridiplantae; Streptophyta; Magnoliopsida; Poales; Poaceae
Source: RefSeq, a predicted model, not a curated record
UGGUUGGUUCCGGAACCCACCCACCAUUCCAGGACCACACGCCACCAUGGCGAAGCCUCACGCCGUCGCCAGCGUGACCACCCAGCGCCCCUCCUCCACCCGCUCCGCCGCCUCUGCUCGGAACAUCGCGGUGGCCCCGGCUUCCGAUCCGACUCUCCCCACCCCCACGUCCACCCCCCGCGCCGACCUCUCCUCCGUUCCCAAGGCCCCCGUCGCCUCCGCCGGCCGCAGCUCCGUGGGAUCCUCUUCCGUCACGGACCUCCCUACUCCCGCCGCCCGCGACAUCGCCUACGUCGCCAAGCAGGACGUGGCCAAGUGGCUGGCCAACGACGACGACGACUCCGCCAUCCCCACCUUCGCCUCCAGGCUGCACCCGGUGCUCGCGCCCGAGGGCCUCGCCGGCGAACCCGAGCCUGAGGACGCCUCCACCGUCGUCUCCGAGUCCGUGUCUCCAGCUGACGCGGUGACGGCCGCUUCCGCCGACUCCACCGUCACCCAGAUCGCAGCGCCCGGCGACUCCACCGCCGACUUCGAGGCUCCCCUGCUCACGGUCACGGAGAUGGAGCACGUCCUGGCCGAGCUGGGCAGCGCCCGCGGCCUGAGCCCGCGCUCCAAGCGCCUCCUCACUACGCUCGUUCAGGUCGCCGACGCCGAGCUCACGGCCAACCCCACGGCGGCCGCCGUCCGCAUGCGCCGCGCGGCCCGCUGGAGGAAGGUACGCGUCGGGAUCCUCGCGGCGGCAGUCUUCUCCGUGGCCGUGAUGGACGUCGCCCUCGCCGUCGCUCUCUUCGGCGCCGGCCGCGGGGACGGGCGCUACCACCACGUUCUGCCUCCCACCUGAUAGAGAUGCAUACGUGCAGACGAGCGAUCGAUGACCCAGCCAGUCGAUUUGCUUUGCUUCUCUAGUCUUUGCCGCAUCCUUUUUUUGCCAGUAGUAAUAGUAGCUGAUUUGUUGCUCUAGUGCUCGUGAUGUUUAAUUACCGUGGUGCUUUUACAUACACUAGAUUUAGAUGUGCGCCUUGGCGCACGACCCCGUGGAGUGCGUGUCGGUAUUAUUCUAAUAGCAGCGAUAAAAAGUAAUUACCAAUAUAAUGCUCCCUCUGUCCAUAAAUAAAUAUUUUAAAA